Molecule: messenger RNA, 924 nt
Organism: Arvicola amphibius (Eurasian water vole)
Lineage: Eukaryota; Metazoa; Chordata; Mammalia; Rodentia; Cricetidae
Product: PRELI domain-containing protein 1, mitochondrial-like
Biological process (GO): phospholipid transport
Cellular component (GO): mitochondrial intermembrane space
Molecular function (GO): phosphatidic acid transfer activity
Source: RefSeq, a predicted model, not a curated record
UAGAGCCAUUCCUAGCUCUGUGCUUUCUUUCCCUAGGCAUGGUGGGAAGUCAGCUUAGAAACAGGGAUCACCAUGAGGGACUAUAAGGAGACUUGGGCGCGGAGCAGCGGUGACUGAGCUGCGAGCCUGGCGGGCGUGCGCCGAGCCACGUGCCCCCCACCCCCGGGCUCUUCACCCUGAUGCUGCACGGGUACUGAGCCCGUCCGGGUCGGGACGAUGGUGAAGUAUUUCCUGGGCCAGAGAGUGCUCCGAAGUUCCUGGGACCAAGUGUUUGCUGCCUUCUGGCAACGGUACCCGAAUCCCUAUAGCAAACAUGUCUUAACGGAAGACAUAGUACACCGGGAGGUGACCCCUGACCAGAAGCUUCUGUCUCGGAGACUCCUGACCAAGACCAACAGGAUGCCACGUUGGGCAGAGCGACUCUUUCCUGCCAACGUUGCUCACUCGGUGUACAUCCUGGAGGACUCGAUUGUGGACCCACAGAACCAGACCAUGACCACCUUCACCUGGAACAUCAACCACGCCCGGCUGAUGGUGGUGGAGGAACGAUGUGUUUACUGUGUGAACUCUGACAACAGUGGCUGGACCGAAAUCCGUCGGGAAGCCUGGGUCUCCUCCCCCUUAUGUGUCUCUCGAGCUGUCCAGGAAUUUGGCCUUGCCCGGUUCAAAAGCAAUGUGACCAAGACGAUGAAGGGCUUUGAGUACAUCUUGGCCAAGCUACAAGGGGAGGCUCCUUCCAGAACACUCGUUGAGACAGCCAAAGAGGCCAAAGAAAAAGCAAAGGAGACGGCACUGGCAGCUACAGAGAAGGUCAAGGACCUGGCCAACAAGGCCACCACCAAGCAGCAGCAGCAGCUCGUGUAGCUGCUCCCUUCCUCUCCCUUCUCACUGUACUUGAUUAUUAAAGAUGCGCCUCCAGCCCUC